Molecule: messenger RNA, 2672 nt
Organism: Pseudoliparis swirei
Lineage: Eukaryota; Metazoa; Chordata; Actinopteri; Perciformes; Liparidae
Gene: kif2c
Product: kinesin family member 2C
Exons: 23
Coding region: 39-2153 (704 amino acids)
Biological process (GO): microtubule-based movement
Molecular function (GO): ATP binding; microtubule binding; microtubule motor activity
Source: RefSeq, a predicted model, not a curated record
AUUUCAAACUUUGGCGGUAGCUGUCCUACGGAUUCAACAUGGAGAUCAACCUCUUCUCUAAACUUAGCGGGGCCACUGUUAAAAUCUGUCGCAGCGACGGUCGAGUCCACCUGGCUACGGUGAAGUCAAUAGGUGCGGUGGACUCCACGGUUAUGGUUGAAUGGACUGAAGGAACUUUCUGCAGAGCUAAGGAGGUCGAAGUGGUUGAUUUAUGUAAACUCAACCCAGAGCUUGUGGCUCAGAUAAAGGCUGACACCAGCCACAGUACAGACCCACCCACUCCUGCUCCAGACAAGAAGUAUGAGGGUCGACUGCGCUCAUCCAGGAUUCCUGCCCCUACCAACUCUUCUGCUCAAGUAUUCACCCAAGCCGAGGAUACAGCUGAUCGUCAGACCAGGCAGACGUGCGUGUUCUGGCCUCCGGCUCCUGUUCUAGCACCAGUCUCCACCUCUGAGUCCUCUCAGGCCAAACUGGAGAUGGGCAGCUCUGACUUCCCCUCUUCAUCUGUCCUCACAAACUCUGCACUUCCUAAUCGGCAGCGUAAAAAGAAUGUGGCUAAGCCAGCACAGCCGCUGACUGUAGCCCGGGAGGCAAUACAGGAAAACGAUGACCCUGAGAGAAUGCCUCGUCCAUCGGUAGCCAAAGGGAGAAAAUCGAUGGCUCCCCAAGAGCUAAAUAAAGGCAGCAAAAGAUUGUCUUGUGUUGCAAAGCCCCCCAACAUGCCGGUCAAGAGGGGAAAGUUUGGAGAGCCUUCCCGUCCAAACCAGAAAUUCUACGACAUGAUCCAAGACUUCCGAGAGACCUUGGAGAUAAUCCCCUUUUCAACAACCCACCAUGUUAAACAUCAAAAGAUCUGCGUGUGCGUCCGCAAGCGGCCACUUAACAAACAAGAGAUUAUUAAAAAGGAGAUCGAUGUGGUGUCUAUCCCUGGAAACGGUGCUCUGUUGGUCCAUGAGCCGAAACAGAAGGUGGACCUCACCAAGUACUUGGACAACCAAAGCUUCCACUUCGACGUCUCCUUUAAUGAGACCGCCACCAACGAGCUGGUCUACAACUUCACAGCCAAACCUUUGGUGCAGUCUAUUUUCGAAGGCGGUAUGGCAACAUGUUUCGCCUAUGGCCAGACUGGGAGUGGGAAGACUCAUACGAUGGGAGGUGAUUUCACAGGGAAGCAGCAGAACAGCUCUAAAGGAAUCUACGCCAUGGCCGCUCAGGAUGUCUUCACCUAUCUGAACCACAGGAAAUUUGCUCACCUGGAACUCUCUGCUUAUGUCAGCUUCUUCGAGAUUUACAAUGGGAAAGUGUAUGACCUGCUGAAUGAGAAGGCCAAGCUCCGUGUUCUGGAGGAUGACCGACAGCAGGUGCAGGUCGUGGGCCUGGAGGAGGUGUAUGUGUCCAAAGCGGAGGAGGUCAUCAAGAUGAUCCAGCUGGGCAGUGCAUGCAGAACGUCAGGCCAGACCUCUGCCAACGCCAACUCGUCUCGCUCUCAUGCCAUCCUUCAGAUUGUCCUGCGGCGAAACGACCGUGCCACCACGCUGCAUGGCAAAUUUUCCCUGGUUGAUUUGGCCGGCAAUGAGCGCGGCAUCGACUGCAAUAGCAAUGACCGCAGCACUUUAGUGGAGACUGCGGAGAUCAACCGCAGCCUGCUGGCUCUCAAGGAGUGUAUCCGUUCACUGGGGAUGAACAGCGAUCAUAUUCCUUUCCGACUGUGCACUUUGACCAAAGUCCUAAGGGACUCCUUCAUUGGAGAAAACUCCAGGACCUGCAUGAUUGCCAUGGUGUCUCCGGGCAUGGCAUCAUGUGAAUACACGGUGAACACACUACGCUAUGCUGACAGAGUGAAGGAACUGAAGGGAAACACCAAGGCUAGUGCAGCAGCUGUGGCACAAGAGCCCAUGAAUAGCUCCACAGAGGAGGAAUCUGUUGAGGAUGCCAGUGUACAUGAAGUCAUAUCCAAAGUAGCAGAGCUGGAGGAGAAGGCUUACGAACAGUUCCAGUGGGCCAAUCAAGUCUUCAGUGCCAUGGGGAAAACCUCUUACAAUAUUGAGGCAGGACUUCCAGACCUGGUGGCUAAUGCAAAGAAGUUAUUGGAUGUGGUACUGGCUCUGCAGACUGCUGUGGACCAGGAGGGCGUGAAGAGGCAAGGCUACUGAGAAGAUCCGAUUGAAACUGUCUGUUUUCAAGCAGAUUAAUUUUAAUGUGUCAAUGACUGUUUUAAAUAAAUAAAUUGUAUUCCGACACUUUCUCAUUAAGACCGUUUCACAUCUUUUGGGGACCCUCUUGUGUAUCUUGACACACGCAGCAGAGUUUGACGCUAAUGUGGAAGCAGCAGACUGUUAUUUAGAUUUCUUGAUUUUGUUGCUUUGUUUUAUUCCGAGAACUAUUGUUGAAAUAUUAAAUAAAUUUGCCCAAAUACCUUACUACUACAUGUUUGAGACGCUUGCUAUUUGUUUUUUGCCUUUUUCAUCUAGUUUGUUUCUACCUCCCAUUUCAAAGGCAAAUAUUGUUUACUAUUUACUUCACUACAUUUGUGUUAAUUUUAGUCACUAAUUACUGGUUCAGGUUGUUAAUGCAAUCAAGAAUUAAGUUGUCAUGAUAUUGAUUACGAUCAAGCAUUGUAUCUUAUCAAAUAUGUAAUCUGGUAAAUGAAUAAAUUUACUUUUGGUACUUGA